GCGCACAGAUGGCAAGCAACACAGAGAUGGCACUCUUUGAUGUUACAGUGAGCUCUGCAGACGAUUACACCUUCCAUGAUCAUGAUAUUGCAAUGAACUCAACAGAAAUCUACGACUACGUUGAUCCCUUCGAAAACGACCCGCUGCCCUUGUCCCAUAUCUACAUUCCUGUGCUGUACUUCAUCAUGUUCUUCGCUGGCUUCACUGGGAAUCUCUUUGUCAUUUUGGUCAUAGGCUACCGCCGCAAGCAUAACGGACGUCUUGUGGACACUUUUGUACUGAACCUGGCAUUCGCUGAUCUUGUAUUUGUCCUGAACUUGCCGCUGUGGGCCGUCUCCGCAAGCCAUCAUUUUGAGUGGCCCUUUGGAGAAGCCAUGUGCAAGAUCAGCAGCUUCAUCAUCGCUGUCAAUCGCUUUUCCAACAUCAUCUUUCUCACGUGCAUGAGCGUGGAUCGCUAUCUGGCUGUCGUGCGGUUAAUGGACUCGCAAUUCCUCAGAAGUAGCUACUGUGUGCAGAUCACCUGUGGCAUCGUGUGGAUCAUUUCUUUUCUCCUGGGAAUACCAUCUUUGGUAUACCGUAAAAUGAUGGACGAUCGGCUGUGUUCGGAGGAUUCAACGUCCUCUUUUGUGCAAGGAAUGAACCUUCUCACCAUAAUUCUAACGUUCCUGCUACCUGUUGUGAUUCUGGGCCUUUGUUAUGGGUCAAUUCUGGUAAACCUGCGGCGUCACUGUCAGUCUGCCGCAAACUCGCGUGCAGGAGCCAGACGACGCCACUCCCUCAAGAUCGUGUUCACUAUCAUUUCAGCCUUUCUGAUCUCUUGGCUUCCAUUCAAUGUGUUUAAGAGUAUCCACGUUUUUUUACUGAUAAGCGCAGGAGAGGUUAGUGAGGAUGUUAGAGUCCUCUUAUAUAAUGGAAUCACAUUGUCCUGCUGUCUGGCAUUUCUCAACAGCUGUGUAAAUCCAGCCAUCUACUUGUUCCUGGAUCAGCAUUUCAAGCACAGAGCUUACGUACUGUGUCUGACUUGCCUGGGUCAAGGUGAUACGCAUCAAAGCUAUAUCUCCUCAAAUUCUUUCUCUAAUGGCACCACUGAGAGUUACUCUAGAAAUACAUCUACCCGUGGACGCCUUUUCUCACUUACUCAAAAGAACUGAACUUUAAUUUUUUUUUGAUGCUCUGCUUUCUUUAUCGAUCAACUAUUGAAACCGAGACAUAUUUAACAAGCUUUCACUUCUAAGCAAAUUUGCAGUGGCAACAUUAAGCAAUGCAUUAAAUAAUCAAAAAUAAUAUUGCAUAUAUUACAGCAUUUAUUUUUAUGUACUUUUUAUGUUUUUAACAAUAUUUUUAUACAAUGGUAUAUUUCUACUUUUUUAAAUAAUGGGUCAUAUAUUUGGGAAACUGACUUGUUACUCAAAUUGCUUGCAAAUUGUUUAAAGCAGUGUAUGCACAUAGUUUUUGAUAAUUUGGUCUUCAGUAAUUUAGAAGACUCCAGUAAUCUAAAACGUUGUUGUUUAAAAAUGUAGUAAAAUUUAGUGCAGUAUAGGUUUAUACUUCACCAGAAUAAACUUCAGACAAUAUUUUAAAUAAACAGCUUUUCUUUUGUAUUAAAAAGUAUUCA
This is a messenger RNA of Triplophysa rosa, 1615 nucleotides long. It is a transcript of the gene gpr25, whose product is annotated as G protein-coupled receptor 25. Gene Ontology annotation, biological process: G protein-coupled receptor signaling pathway; immune response. Gene Ontology annotation, cellular component: membrane. NCBI's taxonomy places the organism in Eukaryota, Metazoa, Chordata, Actinopteri, Cypriniformes, Nemacheilidae. The transcript has a single exon. Gene Ontology annotation, molecular function: G protein-coupled receptor activity. The record is from RefSeq and is a predicted model, not a curated record. Bases 9 to 1151 code for a protein of 380 amino acids.